Messenger RNA from Pygocentrus nattereri (red-bellied piranha), 3894 nucleotides. Its product is annotated as CCN family member 1. The transcript is spliced from 5 exons. Gene Ontology annotation, cellular component: extracellular region. Gene Ontology annotation, molecular function: protein binding. Gene Ontology annotation, biological process: signal transduction. The coding region runs from base 197 to 1363 and encodes 388 amino acids. The record is from RefSeq and is a predicted model, not a curated record. Lineage: Eukaryota; Metazoa; Chordata; Actinopteri; Characiformes; Serrasalmidae.
UUGAGGAGGAGAAGAGACCGUUAUUCUCUCCUGAGAGCGAAGAGAAGCGAAAAUGCUUUUUUGUUUUCUGGACUUCUUGGAGCGAGUUUGUGUGGACGAUAUUUUAAGGCGGCGCGUUUAAGACGCGGCAGUUUCGUUAUUACCUGCACCACCAAAACAUCUUUUGUCUCCUGGCUUCUCUCCAUCGAGGUUUAAGAUGAGGAUUAUAACGUGCUUCCUCCUGAUCCUGACCGCCACUUUUAACUCGCAGGUGACAGCUGGGUGUCCGAGGGUGUGUGAGUGCCCCCUGGAGCGCCCCGUGUGCCUGCCGGGUGUAAGUUUGGUGCCUGAUGGGUGUGGGUGCUGUAAGGUGUGUGCCGCCCAGCUCAACCAGGACUGUCACGAGGGCCGACCAUGUGACCACCAUAAAGGGCUGGAGUGUAACUAUGGCAACGAUGUGGGCAGUACCCACGGAAUCUGCAGGGCCAAACUGGAGGGCCGCUCCUGUGAGUACAACGGUCGCAUGUAUCAGAAUGGUGAGAAUUUCCGUGCCGGCUGUAAGCACCAGUGCACGUGCAUCGAUGGGGCAGUGGGAUGUGUACCCCUCUGCCCCAGCGAUGUUCCGCUAGCCUCGCCUUCCUGCCCCUCACCCAGGCUGGUGAAGGUACCCGGACAGUGCUGCCUGAGUGUGGACUGCCACCGUGGCUCCUCAGUGCUGCCCCCUGUCUUCAAACACCCACAACCACCCCCAUACAUCUAUCCUCACCUCCAGCCCUACCCUAAGCUGUACCCUAAACUUUACCCUAAACACCCUCGCCGGCCAGACGACACCCUGAGCAACGAGCUGGUGGAGGAGGGCAGGAAGUGGGAGAAGCCACACAGUCACAAACACCUGGCAGCCUGGAAGAAAGUGGGAAGGCAGUGCGUCGCCCAGACUACCAGCUGGACACCUUGCUCUCGGAGCUGUGGCAUGGGGGUGUCCUCUCGUGUCACCAACGAGAACUCUCAGUGCAAGCUGGUGAAGGAGACUCGCCUUUGCACCAUCAGACCCUGUAACUCCAUGGCUGUGCCUAUAAAGAAAGGACGGAAAUGUUCCCGUACCCAGAAGUCUCCAGAGCCCCUGCGCCUUCAUUAUGCAGGCUGCCGCAGUUCGCGCCUCUACCGACCCAACUACUGUGGUGUGUGCCGGGAUGGCCGCUGCUGCUCCCCACGCCGCACCCGGACUGCCUCUGUGUCUUUCACCUGCCUGGAUGGCGAGAACUUCGAGAGAGCUGUCAUGUUCAUCCAGUCCUGCAAGUGCAGUGACCAGUGCAGCCACCUGAAUGAGGCCUCCCUGCCUCCCCAGCAUUGGCUCUACGGUGACACGCACAAGUUCAUUGACUAGUGCGGCUAAUCGAAGGACCCCAUUCCCAUUUCCCCCGAAGCCAAUGCCCACUAGAAUAGUGUUAUCAAAUGUAACUCUGAGUAGAUGCUAGACCAAGGGCCUUCGUUUGUAAAAACCUAAGAGAAGGUCUCAGUUGGAGAACAAGGAAGAAGCAUAGAGUAGAUCCUGAUGACGAUUGCUGGUUGUGGACUAGCUCUUGAGUGCUGGCUGUACAGCAACGCAGAGUUCUGUCAACAAGUGCCGCCACUUCUAAAACACCUCGUCCUCCCCUUUCCCUGCAAAACUCAAUCCCCACUAGAGUACUAUUUUCAAAUGUAAGCCUGGGUAAACGCCAGCCCAAAAGCCUAGUAUUACCUUAAUUCUUAAAACCCAACACAACAAGUGAAAGAAGUGUCAGGUGGCAGCUAUCAGGCCUUCAAAUGUAUUUACAAAGGGUAUAAACUUACAAGGUUUACCAACAAGGAGACAGAAAGUAGAAAGCAGGUUUACAUUGACUUCUACUUAAACAUGUGCAACUCAUGGACAUGAGCAAACUCCAAGACUCCCUAAUGAAUGGCAAGAGGAAAAACCAUGCUUAUAUAUAUUCUUAGAUGCUGUAACCACUUCGGUUACAAGCGUAGACCCCGUUUCAUCAUUACUGUUAUGUUCAUUGGUAAAGGAUUUGAUGGUAGAUGACCAUGUCUUGUAUGUGUUCUUCCCAAAAUGGAAACGUCUUCACCACAGGAAGUGGAAAUCAGAAAUGGCUCAGAAUUGAGUCAGAUAAAAGUCAACACUGAUAAAGCUGACUAGCUGGUGGACUACCGUGAGAAUCUUACAUUCAAGCAGACUGUAAUCGUGUGGCAGAUGUCUAAACAGCAGAACUGUGCUCCUUUCAAGAUAGGAAAACCUUUGGAAUGGGAAAUAUGCUUGUCGAGACUGGGACAAUAGACAAGACAAAAGAAUAACACAGGGAUCAUGGAAUCAACCAGCCAUAGUCCUGUAGACUCUAUAAAGAGCUUUUCCUUUUCUAAUAAAACAUGUUGAUGGUAUUUAUUGUGCUGGUGUAUGAGAUGAAUGUCAGGCCAUUCGCCAGUCAGUGGGAUGAAGCUUGUGCUUCAAGUGGGGCCAGCGACAAAGGGUAACUUGCUGGAUUCUGGGACUUGAAACAGACGUGUUUCCCCACAGUAGAAGAAAGUGGCUUUGCUCCAUGUGAACUUGACCUUGACCCUGAUCGUGGUGGCAAAGCCACCAGUUCUUCCUUUGAGCCUGAGGAUACAGUCAAGGAAAGAGGCCUGUGUUCUUUGCCAAGGGCCACAGUAUUCUGGCGUCGAUACGGCGAGUCACUAACUCUGAGCAAAUUACAAUUCUGCCUUCUGGGAGAAGCGAGGAACCCAGCAACCCUCUGGUUUUGCUGUAAAAAUAUGUUUAAAACGCCUGGUGUAAGAAGUAAACAUGUAAUUUGAAAGUGAUGGGUGGGACUCCUCUCAAUCUUGGCUCUCGAUUUGGUCUGUAAUCUAGCAAGUGAUGCCUCAAGCUCAGCCAGACGAGACUCGUGCUCAUGUGUCUUUAUGAUGUCUGUGGUCCCCAUUUCGGCCUCCUGACUCCGAUAUACAAGAUGAUGGAGGUGACAUCACCCUCGUUAUGCAGACCAAAGCCAGCACACAACAAAGGGCAUGAGGAUUAGAGCCGAAACUAGGAGUCUCAUGAGUGUGCCACAUGCAGCCCAGCCCUGACAGGCUGAGCUUGGAGAACAUCAAUUUUGUACGUUUGGCAAAUUAGUUGUACAAAACUAUUCAGUACCAUGUUGACAUUUAAGAUUGCAGGCAUGGUUACAUAGAAAAAGAACUUAAGGUUUUAUGGUAUUGUAGCUAUUUUUAAAUGUGCACCUUACAAUGCUUUGAACAGUAACUCAUGCAUUUAUAAAUCUGGUGGCACAAAAUGAACUGAAAUAACUUGGAUUCCUUUGUGGCUGAGAAAGUAAUUAAUUACUUAGGCUACAUGCUAGGUAUGAUCAUCCUUAACAUGCUUGUUUUAAAUUCAUUUCAGUACAGUUGUUCAUGUAGGAGACAUUAUCUUCCUUCACAAUAGGCAUUUUAUUCAUGAAUAUAACAAUAUGGAAAUAGGAGUUUUAGAAGAAAACGCUCACAAGACCUUUGUUUACAGAAUGUUUUGUCGGGCAUUUUUGUACUAGAAAAUCAUUUUGCAGUUUUUAAAAAUGUCUUCAUACUUUAUAUAAGCAAAGCAACAGAAACACAUUUUAAUUACUUUUUUAAAAGGAUAUUAAAAAGGACACAGACCCCGUUGAUUGAUUUUGGACAAAGUAUAUGAACAUUGCAAGCAACUGUUAGACACUGAACAGAAUGCCACAAAUAAAGAACUCAAAAGUCUGAAAACUAAUCAUUUUAAUGAAUAAAAGACUGUAUAGUGUGGUUUCCUCGUUGUGGAAGUUCCUUUACACAAACACAGCUUGGACUUUGCCUAAUGCAGCUUUGUCACGCUGUCAAACCUAUUCCAUUUAAAAAGGAGGACAAAAAAAAAAAAAAAAAAAAAAA